UCGUCCAAUAAAACCACCGCCAAACGAUGAACUCAGCGCUUCGAAAUGCUUACUUCAUUUUCUCCCGCUCCUUAAACCCUACUUCAAACCCUAGCAGUUUUCCCCUAAUCCUUUCCUUACAUUCGCUUCAAUCCAUUGCUGUUUCUUGUCUUCCAUUGCGGAUCAAGCGUCAACAACAACCCUAUCGCUCGCCCUGUUCUUCUUUUUUCUGUUCCUCCUCUUCAAUGGCUGGCGCCGACGCCGACGCACCUGCUGCAUCUUCUUCUGUGGAGAAGCAAUUCGUGGAUUUUAGAGUUCAGCUAGAAGAUUCUGGAAGCUUACGCGACCGAAUUCGAAGUGUGGCCAUGGAGAUCGAGUCAUCCACGAGGCUCAUGCAGGCUAGCUUGCUUCUGGUUCAUCAGUCUCGUCUAGCUCCUGAGGUUCUUGAAAAGCCAAAAGCGCAGGUUGGUUUAUUGAAGUCGCUCUACAAGCGACUGGCUGAAAUUCUUCGUGAGAGCCCUGGUCUUUACUAUAGGUACCACGGAGACUGGAGGAGUGAGACGCAGACAGCUGUUUCACUGCUUGCUUUUAUUCAUUGGCUAGAAACAGGGGAACUUCUUUUGCACCCCGAAGCUGAGGAAAAACUUGGGUUAAAUGAAUCUGAUUUCACUUUGGAUGUUGAAGACUAUCUUAUUGGAAUAUGUUUCAUGUCCAAUGAAUUGCCACGAUAUGUUGUCAACCAAGUGACAGUUGGAGACUAUGAUUGUCCAAGAAAGGUGCUCAAAUUUUUUACUGAUCUUCAUGCAGCCUUCCGUAUGCUUAAUCUUCGCAAUGAUUUUCUCCGCAAAAAAUUUGAUGGAAUGAAGUAUGACUUGCGAAGAGUUGAAGAAGUAUACUACGAUGUUAAGAUCCGAGGUUUAUCAGCAACUCGAGACUAAACAAUGAGACUAUUGUUGACUAUUUUACAAGCUUCAGCACACAAGGAAAAAGGGGGGAUGGCCCCAGCUUGUGUUGAUUAUGUUAAAAACUCAAAGAUGUUCUAGGGUAACAAGUUUUUGUUUGGUAUAAAGAUAGAAAAUGAUACUUGGUGAAUGCCUUAAUCUUGCAAUGGGUCAUUCUCCAAGGAAUAGUGCUUAUCGUUGCUGAGGUAUUAAAGUGCUUUUGAGUUGCUCCUUUUGUA
Cucurbita moschata (crookneck pumpkin) is the source of this 1159-nucleotide messenger RNA. Its product is annotated as translin. Gene Ontology annotation, molecular function: sequence-specific DNA binding; single-stranded DNA binding; RNA binding. Gene Ontology annotation, cellular component: nucleus; cytoplasm. Bases 27 to 917 code for a protein of 296 amino acids. The record is from RefSeq and is a predicted model, not a curated record. The transcript has 7 exons. Lineage: Eukaryota; Viridiplantae; Streptophyta; Magnoliopsida; Cucurbitales; Cucurbitaceae. Gene Ontology annotation, biological process: RNA metabolic process.